CUCUCCUUCCCUCUUCCUCUCUGAAAUCAAUAAAAAUACAUUUUUUUAAAAAAGGAGUGAAAUAAAAGGUAUUUUCUUCCCUUAUACUUCACAGAUCCAAUUGCAAGGAAAUUGCUUUUCUGGACAGUCCAUAGCUAACAGACCCUCCCACAGUUCUGCUAUCUAUUUUUGUCACCAAGAUCUCUGGUCAGGUUUGAGCAGGACUAAGCCUGGCCUGGUGUGUAAUGAUUGGCCAGACCAGGCAGCUGAGACCAGUACGGCCUCCCUCCUUCACAUCUGUCAACAUACCUGGCUGCAAGCAAGUUACAGCCCGUGACCACUGUCUGCAGGAGCCAGAGAGAGUGGGGUAGGAAACGGAGGAGAACUCCUCAAUUUGGGGGAAAAGUGGAAGCCCAAUGCAGACGCUUCUUCCCAACAUCUGAAACUCUUCAGCAAGGAUUGGGACAAUCGUGGCUAUCACUGCAAAGUCAAGAAGGAAGCUGAGAAAAGACUAAUUUAAUUCCGCAAUCAAGGCUGGCACCCAUCCCAGUUCCUCCUCUGAGAUUCAGCAGAAGAUCCCGAUGGAGGAGGAUAAUACCCAGAAAGAGGAGUCCCAGGAGGAUGGAGCUAGUGAUGAGCAACACUUAGAUUCCAGCAACAUUAUGGCAGAGCAUAGCCAUGUGCAACAACAGCUGGAUUUACAGAAUGGUAGUUUAGAGGCACGCUUUGCGGCAAAUUCCCUUGAGAACGAUUCCCAAAACAUGAUGGAGAGCCUGAGCCCGAAGAAGUAUUCUUCCAGCCUGAGAUUUAAAGCCAACGGAGACUAUUCUGGCUCCUACCUGACCCUCUCACAGCCUGUGCCUGCGAAAAGAAGCCCUUCCCCUUUGGGGACCAGUGUCAGAAGUAGCCCCUCCCUGGCCAAAAUCCAGGGAAGCAAGCCAUUCUCUUGUGAUGGCACUGACAAGAAUAUUUCCAUGAAGCCUCCUCCCACUCCUUUACGCAGCACUUCACCCUCGGUCGGUGGAUAUCCACGUGGGAGAACGGACUUUGAUCAUUACACUGGCCGGGACAGUGAAAGGUCCUUGAGGCUUUCGGAGAAGCCUCCCUAUUCCAAACAUAGCUCCAGAAACAAAUCCCAUGACAACGUCUACUUCCUCGGAGGGCUGGAAAGCCGCAAGGCGUCCGGCUCCCUCCUGGCCAUGUGGAAUGGGAGCUCCCUGAGCGACACCAGCCCCUCUCCCAUCAGCAGAUCAGGGGCGGCGAGCAUGCCCUCAAGCCCAAAGCAAGCCAGAAAAAUGAGCAUCCAGGACAGCCUGACCCUGCAGCCCAAAUUGACCAGACACAAGGAGCCGGCAUCUGAGAACAUCGGUGUAAGAACUAGGAAGUAUUCGGGCAGCAGCCUGAGUCACAUGGGAGCCUACAGCCGAUCGCUGCCCAGGUUGCACAGGGCCACAGAGAACCAGCUGACGCCUCUCACGUUGCCUCCAAGAAACUCUCUGGGCAAUUCCAAACGAGCCAAGCCGGGGGACAAGGACCUACCUCAUAGCAUCAUAGACAACGACAAUUACCUGAAUUUUUCUUCUUUGAGCUCAGGCGCUUUACCCUAUAAAACCUCUGUGUCCGAGGGCAGUCCUUACGUAAGCUCCACCCUCAGUGUCCCGGGCAGCCCUCGCCUGGCGCGGAAGAUGCUUCUGGCCUCCACCUCCUCCUGUGCCUCUGAUGACCUCGAUAAGGCUUCCUACUCGGGGACCAGCUCCAAUCAUUCGUUUCCUCCUGGAGAGCCAGACAGAGUGUUCGUGGCCAGGAGGAACUUCUCUUGUGGGUCUGUCGACUUGGAUGAUGCAGAUUUGGAGAGCCUCAGACAGGCCUCAGGAACUCCCCAGCCUGUCCUUCGGGAGCGGAAAAGCAGCAUCAGUUCCAUUUCAGGACGAGACGACCUGAUGGAUUACCACCGGCGGCAAAGGGAGGAGAGACUCAGGGAGCAGGAGAUGGAGCGAUUGGAGAGACAGCGUCUGGAGACCAUCCUCAGCCUCUGUGCUGAAUACACGAAGCCUGACAGUCGCUUGUCCCUUGGCACCACCGUGGCAGAUGUGCAGAAAAUCAAUAAGGAGCUUGAGAAACUGCAGAUCUCUGAUGAGGAAUCUGUGUUUGAAGAAGCCCUGGUGAACCCCGAUGUCAGAUACAGGUGCCACCAGAAAGGCGCUGGCCACGAGGCGGACGUGGCAGUCUUCGGGAGCCUGAGUCAGAGCAGUGCCAGCUUCCUUUCCCCCAGGAGCGCCAUGAACGAGGAACUGCUCAGGGACCUCGCCAGGACUCCCCCACCACCCCCCUCUGCCUUUCUGAAAGCUUCCAACGAGUCCUCUUACCUAAGUAUCCUGCCAAAGACCCCAGAGGGCAUAAGUGAGGAACAAAGGAUUCAGGAGCUGGCUGCAAUGGAGGAGACCCGGAUAACAAUUCUGAACAACCUCGAGGAACUUGAACAAAAAAUCAAAGAUAUAAAUGACCAAAUGGAUGAAUCUUCCAGAGAGUUGGAUAUGGAAUGUGCUCUUUUGGAAGGGGAGCAGAAAUCUGAAACAGCUGAACUGAUGAAAGAGAAGGAGAUUUUGGAUCACAUAAACCGGAAGAUAGCAGAACUGGAAAAGAACAUUGUUGGUGAAAAGACCAAGGAGAAGGUAAAGCUUGAUGCUGAAAGGGAAAAACUAGAGAGGCUUCAGGAGCUUUACUCCGAGCAGAAGACCCAGCUGGACACUUGCCCUGAGUCCAUGCGGGAACAGUUACAGCAGCAGCUGAAGAGGGAUGCUGACCUGUUGGAUGUUGAGAGCAAACACUUUGAGGACCUGGAAUUCCAGCAGCUAGAGCAUGAGAGCCGUCUGGAUGAGGAAAAGGAGAACCUGACCCAACAGCUCUUGCGUGAGGUGGCUGAAUAUCAGCGGAACAUUGUUACUAGAAAGGAAAAAAUUUCUGCAUUGAAAAAGCAAGCCAACCACAUUGUCCAGCAGGCUCAGAGAGAACAAGAUCACUUUGUGAAAGAAAAGAAUAAUUUAAUAAUGAUGCUGCAAAGAGAAAAGGAAAAUCUUUGUAAUCUGGAAAAGAAAUACUCCAACCUCUCUGGGGGGAAAGGGUUUCCUGUCAACCCAAAUACUCUGAAAGAGGGCUAUAUCAGUGUAAAUGAAAUUAAUGAGCCAUGUGGCAAUUCCACGAAUCUAUCCCCUUCCACUCAGUUCCCUGCUGACGCUGAUGCUGUUGCCACUGGGCCUACCACAGCUGUACUGGUGAGCCAGCCACAAAAUAAAGAGCAAAGAUCACCUGUCUGUCCUGGAUUUAUGUUUCCUUCUACCCUUUCUCCUCAUCCUGUCACUCAACCUCCAUCAGCCCCUUGGCCUGAAGUCAUGGCUCCGUCUGUCAAUCCCUUCCCUUUAAAUGACACACCUCCUCCUCUGCCAGCUAAGAAACACAGAAGGCAGCAGCAGCAGGAGCAACAGCACUUUAGAAGUCUGGAAGAAAGGAAAAAACAGCAUAAAGAAGGCCUCUAUCUGAGUGACACUUUGCCUCGAAAGAAAAGCACUCCUUCCAUAUCCCCACACUUCAGCAGUGCUACUAUGGGGAGAAGCACCGCCCCGAAGGCUCACUUGCCCCUGGGACAGAGCAACAGCUGUGGCAGUGUGCUCCCUCACUCGCUGGCAACCAUGACCAAAGACUCAGAAUCUCGGAGGAUGCUCAGAGGGUAUAAUCACCAACAGAUGAGUGAAGGACAAAGGCAGAAAUCUUCGGAGUUUUACAACCGCACAGCAUCGGAAUCAAAUGUCUACUUGAACAGUUUCCACUACCCAGAUCACGGCUACAAGGACCAGGCCUUUGAUACUUUGAGCCUAGACAGCUCUGAUAGCAUGGAGACCAGCAUCUCUGCUUGCUCACCUGACAAUAUUUCUAGCGCCAGCACUUCAAAUAUUGCCAGGAUAGAAGAGAUGGAGAGACUUUUGAAGCAGGCUCAUGCAGAGAAGACACGUCUGCUAGAAUCCAGGGAACGGGAAAUGGAAGCCAAAAAACGAGCUCUGGAAGAAGAGAAACGACGCCGAGAACUCCUGGAAAAACGAUUGCAGGAAGAAACUAGCCAGAGGCAGAAGUUGAUUGAAAAGGAAGUGAAGAUAAGGGAGAAACAAAGGGCGCAGGCUCGACCUUUGACACGCUAUCUGCCUGUCCGGAAGGAAGACUUCGAUUUGCGGAGCCACGUGGAGACUGCUGGCCACAAUAUUGACACCUGUUAUCAUGUGUCCAUCACAGAGAAGACCUGCCGAGGAUUCCUCAUCAAAAUGGGUGGAAAAAUUAAAACUUGGAAAAAACGUUGGUUUGUUUUUGAUCGGAACAAGCGCACAUUCUCUUAUUAUGCAGACAAGCAUGAAACGAAAUUAAAAGGAGUAAUAUACUUUCAAGCCAUUGAAGAAGUGUACUAUGAUCACCUCAAGAAUGCUAAUAAGAGUCCUAACCCAUUACUCACCUUUAGCGUCAAGACACAUGACAGAAUCUACUACAUGGUGGCCCCAUCACCGGAAGCCAUGCGGAUCUGGAUGGAUGUCAUAGUUACUGGGGCAGAAGGCUACACUCACUUCAUGUUGUAGUGAACUGGAGCGACAGUCCACUUCAGGGCAGACGGCAAUAAUCUCUUACAAGAAUGAAGCCAUAUUGUAUCCCAGAUGGAAAGACCCUACAGACCCAUCCCUUUCACUGUGCAUACUCAUAACUCUUUUCAUAUUAAGAGGAAGCCAUUUGUAAAUGAGAAAGAAGGGAUUUUAGUUCAAAGCUUGAUCAUGAAUAGCAAAGGAAUCAAGCACCUGUGAGAAAGAAAAUACUAUUUUGGUAAUUAGCAUCACUUAGAGGAGCAUUUCUAAUAAACUAUUUUUUAUCAAUUGUUGAUCUUGGUGAACUAAACAGUUUACAAAAUGUACAUACUUGGAAAUAUGUGAUUACUCUAGCACCCAAAUCAUUGGUAUUGACAUUAUUGGUAUUACCUGGCUUUUUAAAAACAGGAGCAUUUUGCUGAAGGUUAUUAUAAAUAUGAGCGCACAGGGCCUUGGGGAAGAAUAUAUUACAGGAGGAACUUUUGCCCUAAUUUUUAAGUAUUGCACCAAACCAAAGACUUGACAUGACCUCUGUUUAAUGGUAGUAGUUUCAAGUGAUGAACUGCAUUUCGUGUUAUUCUACACUUUAAAAUGAUGCUUUGAUGCCAUCAAGUGCCCAGGCAGUUGACUUUGAAGAGUUGCCACCAGCAUAAGCUACUGUAUAUGUAUAGCAAACCAUUUUUUGUAAAAGAAGAAAGAACAGAAAGCUGUGUAUUUUAGAAAAAAACAGUCUUGGACAUAUUUUGUCACAUUGGGCAAUUAAAAUAAAAAGACUAUUUAAUAUUAGGAGCUUGUUUUCCUGAAGAUUUCUCCAUUCCCAGCACUGAAAAUACAGGUAACCAGUAGCCGAUUCCUUAGAUUGUUGGCUUUUCCUUUGUUACGGAGCACACCUGUUAAUUGCAGCCUCACAUGACAUAACUAUGAAAUCAGAUUUGUGGUUUUUUUUAACCAAAGAACAGACCAAUUAAAAUACUUAUUUACAGAAUGCUGUAGUUUUAUAAAAUAUCAAAUGAAGUUCAAUCAUGUUCUCUGAAAUGUACUAUUUUAUUAUGUAUCUCUUUACAAUAAGCCUUUGUUUCUUAGAGUUAAAUUAAUUUUUGGUUGAAUUAAAUGACUUCAGGCAAGUCUCUUUCAUAACAGUUUUUUAAAUGCCAUUUAUCCUGGUUUGUUAUGUUGUGUGUUUGUAAGUAUGAAUGUACUUUCCUAAAACGUGGCAAAUGAAUAGAAGUAGAAAAUAAUGACAUUACUUACUAGUGAAGGUGAAAUGAUUAGAAGUGUCCAUGAAAUGUUUGUCAGGCCUGACUGGGUACAAUUUUUUACAUUUGCAGUGUGCUUUGUGUAUAUGUAUACAUACUGCCAAUAAUAAGAUUUUGCAACUGGAUGACACAUGAUUUUACUUGAACAGUAGAGGACAAAAUCACGAUUGCAGGAGACAUUUUUAUUAUCUGGGUUUGUUUUUUCAGAGAUCACCCUUAAAUCUUGUAAUGAUCUAAAAAAGUGAAUAUAAUUGCUUAAAUUUUCUUGGUUUAAUGUAAAGAUACAACUUUUUUGUACUGUACUCUCUGCAUAGGAUUGUAAAGAUAUUCUAAUCAACUUUAUAUCUUGCAUGAUGUAGUAAACCUUUUAAAAAUGUGUGUCAAAAUGUGUUGAGUUUGGAUUAAAAUGUUGACCAGA
Messenger RNA from Myotis myotis, 6269 nucleotides. It is a transcript of the gene PHLDB2, whose product is annotated as pleckstrin homology like domain family B member 2. The record is from RefSeq and is a predicted model, not a curated record. Gene Ontology annotation, cellular component: basal cortex. Bases 561 to 4595 code for a protein of 1344 amino acids. The transcript is spliced from 20 exons. Lineage: Eukaryota; Metazoa; Chordata; Mammalia; Chiroptera; Vespertilionidae. Gene Ontology annotation, biological process: regulation of microtubule cytoskeleton organization.